AUGGCUACCGACCCGCAGCAAUACUGUUGUUCAGGGGGCCUUAAGGGGGGCCCCAGGGGGCCCCCAGCUGCAUGCAGUGGCAGCUGCGAGGAUAUCUUCGCCGCUAGCCUCAACUCCCACGGUAUUCUAUGGAGAGGAGUCUUCAGCCGCCCCUCAGGUACAGCAGAAGGCUUCUGUGUGCUGCGCUUGGCCCUCGCUGCAACACUCAAUAAGGGGUGUCUGCACAAAUUAUCCAGCAGCAGGAGCAGCAGCUGCAGCAACUGCAGCAGCACACGAAUAGCAGCAGCUGCAGCAGCAGGAGUAGCAGCAGCUGUAGCGGCAGCGGCACGACCACCUUCAGCAGGGACAGCUGCAACAGGAGCAGCUGCAGCAGGAGCAGGAAGAGCGGCAUCCCCAUGUGGAGCAGCAGCAGUAACAGCAAUAGCAGCAGCAGUAACAGCAAUAGCAGCAGCAAUAGCAGCAGCAGUAGCAACAGCGGGAACAGCAGCGAACGUAAACCUUCGCGCAGUUUUCCCUGCGGAGGAACCUUUGGGGGCCCCUGGGGGGCCCCUUAAUGAGGCUUCUGGGGGCCCCUCUGGGGGGGCUCCUAUGGGGGCCCCUGGGGGGCCCCCGGGUAGCAGCGAGCAAAUGCUGAUGAAUAGCGAGAAGGCUGCUUUGGCUAUUUGUUCGGUGCGGCGGAUGCUGAGGGCGACGCAUGCAAAUCCGCAGUUCAGGAGGUUUCAUUGUGUUUGCUGGCUACCGGCGUUCUCUGUCUCUCUGCUGACGCACCCCACAGAUGGGGGGCCCUCUGGGGUGUAUAGACGGUGUGUGGGGGGCCUACGAGGAGACAGAUGUUUAUGUUUGGGCCUGACAACAAGGGAGGGCGGGGCCUUCUUAUGGUUUCAGAGGGAGAAGGAGGGCCCCAUGCCUCAGCGUCUCUGUCUGGCUGCUGACUUGGGCGCAGAAUGGCGCCUCCAGCGCAGCAAAGACAGUCCCCUAUUGUCUCCUCCUUCUGUCUUCCUUUGGCAGUUUGCUUGUCAGCAGCCAAACGGAGACAGCAGCCCUUCUGAGCUCCCCCUGGUUGAGGUGUCUAGACACCGCGUGCAACUCAGCCGGUGCAGGUGGAUCGGGCCAUUCGAAGAGCCUCUCAUUGCUGCUCCUGCGUCUCCUAUUUGUUUUCCUUGUCCCUUUUCCUCUCCCCAGAGAGAGGGGCUGACGGGGGAGAAGACAGUUGGCGGCGGGCCUUGCAGCACUCCUGAAGGUGCUUUGACCAGCAGCAACAGCAGCAGCAACAGCACCAGCAGCAGCAGCAACAGGCAGAUAAUGGAGGGGCUCUUCAGCGGCUCCCUUGUUGCUGUGGCUUCCCAGAGCUUCAUCGCUCUCUUUCUUGUCAGCGGCUCGCAACUGCGGCACGCCAACUGCAGCAAGGAGUGCAGCAGCAGCAGCAGCAGCAGUAGUAGUAGUAGCACCAAGGACAACAGCAGCAACAGCAACAAGGGUAGUAGUUGGCGUCGUCUCAGCACUGCCGCGGACCCUGCUUCCGCUGUUUCUUCUCCCUCAGGGGCCCGUCGGUCUGCUGCUGCCGCUGCUGCUGCUGCGGCUGCUGCUGCUGCUGCAGCUGCCCCUCUCGGGGAGGAGACGGAGUCCCUGGGUCCGGGGGGGCGUCCCCGCCGCGCUGCAACACGGCGCGUCAGAGCUGCCGUCAGUGCCGCUCUAGCUGGGGAGGCAUCUAGCGACGAAGCUGCAUCUUUGAGAGGCUCCAGCAGGGCCAAAGGAGACAAUAAAGGGCGCACUGCCUCGGGUAGGGGGCUGGGGGGCCCCACAACACGCGGAGCAUCUCGGCGCCUUGAAGCGGAGACGGAGACAGACGGAGAGACGGAGCUGCAGAUGCGCCAGAGCAACACUAAGAGGGGACAGAUGCAGGGAAGGAGAACACCACGUGCAGCAGCAGCAGCAGCUGCUGCUGCUGCUACUCCUGCUGGUGCUCGUAGGGUAAGAGGCCGCAGAGCUGCGGGGGCCUCUGCAGCUAAAGAUAAGGCGGCAGAAGAGACAGAUUUUGCCUCAGACUCAGCCUCCGCCAGCGUCGUCGCUUCAGAGCCCCCAAGUGACAGCUCAAGCUCCGUAAGCCUUGCGAGCAGCAGCAGCAGCAGCGGCGGCGGGGGCAGCGAGGAAGGCAGUGAUGCAGACAGCUUGGCAUCUGAAGAUAACGCUGCGGGGAGACGAAGAAGUAAAAAGAAAAAUAGGUCAAGGCCACAGCAAACGAAAAGCAAGCGAACAGCAGCUGCUGCUGGUUCUGCGGAUUGGGAUGAGACAGCAGCAGGAGCGCGUGCUGCAGCUAUAGAGCAGCAGCAGCAGCAGCAGGAGAAAUGGCGCCUCGCUGCUGAUGCUGCAGUUGAAGCAGCAGAGGAAGAACGCGCGUUGGCGGCCUCCGGACUGCUGCACCCCUUGUUGCUGACGGUCUUAGUUAUCCCCCAGGCCCGCAGCAGCAGCAGCAGCAGCAGCAGCGGUGAUGGCUGGGCAGUGCCUCCAAUGUCGCUUCAAGACACCAUAACUGACAUGGCUGUGAGUGAUCCGCGAUUGUACAGCAGGACGGAGGCUGCGUCACCAAGGGUCCCUUCAGAGGGGCCCCAAGAGGGGGAGCCCUCAGGAUGUUCUAUAGACAAACAGAGUAAGCAGCAGUCUGUCUGCUGCUCGUUUCAGUUGAUAGCUACAGCAGGAAGCGGCGCGGUUUGGCUCUUCAGCUGCUGCUUCUCGAUCAGCGUGCAGCAACACGAGGCCAGUGAAAUCUGCUGCUGGAGACAAUCCCUACCCACCCCAGAACUGCGGCCGAACCCUACACACUUCGUUGUGGGGGAGAUAAGUGUUGCUGAUCCGCUGCUCGUCUUUGCACCGGGCGCGGGCCCCAGCGGCUGUCUGCAGCUGGCGGAUGUCAGUGAUGCGUUGCUGCCGCUCAAAGAAUCACCUGUGGCAGCAGCAGCAACGCACGCUGAUGCUGCACCAACAGCACAGACAGCAGCAGCAGCGGCAGCACCAGCAACAAGUGCACCCCUGGCAGCCAAUGCCCAGCACGAAGAUCAGCAGUGGCAGCAACAGCAGCAGAAGCUGCAGCACGACGUGGAGCUGCUCAGCUGCUGGCGAGUUGCUGCGUUCGUCUGUGGGUCGCGCUUGCGUGUCGCAGUGAUGCGCACUUGCUGCUGUGCUGCUGCUGCUUCUGAUGCUGCUGAUGUUGCUGCUGCUCGUGCUCGAGUUAGCUGCAGGCAAUGCCACUCCGGUUCUCGCUGCUGCAGUAGUCGAGGUGAUGUAGGACAUACCGAGGCCCCCUCGCCUACCAUCUACAGAGCCGAGGCCCCCCUGUUUGCUGCAAGUUCAUCGCGCAUUAUUCACGGGCCCGUUGUCAGUCUCUGUCUGCUCCCAACUACGCCUCUUCAGCUGGCGGCAGCGGCGGCGCAGCAAGUGGCUGCUCUGCAGAAAGGAGACAGGCCCUUCUUGAUGCUGUUGGCAGCAGUGAGUAGGGGGGCUCUGCUGCCGUUUGUGCUUUACCCAGAUUGCGUCGAGCGGACCGGAAAUAGCAGCAACACAAACGGCUGCUGCAGCAGGGAGCAGCUGCAAUGGGUGUUGGAGCCUCUGGUCCCUGUGACGUCCAUACACCCCACAGGGCGCAUAGAGCAGCUGCUCAUGCCACGAGCCGCUCACUCGUUUAGAGCCCUUGCCCCGGAGGCCUCAGAUGGAGACCUUGCGAAGGCAGCAACAAGAGCAGCGGAAGUAGCAGCAGCGGCUGCAGCAGCAAGCGGACUCACUGCUGCUGCAGCCAUCUCUAGGGCUAACGAGUGCCGACCUCCCUCGGAGGAGCAGCAUUGGGUUGAAGGGACAGCAGCGGCAGGCCUGCAGCAGCAGCAUCUGAUGUCCGAGGAGGAGCAGCAGCAGGAGCAGCAGCAGAAGCAGCCUCAGCAGCGUAAGCAGCAGCAGCAGCCAUAUAUGUUGAAGGAGAACUGGAGAGAAGACGGAGACCCGUGGGGCAGUUUGUGUCCCCCGAGUGUAAAGGCCCGCAGAUUGAACAGUCUCCUCAGCCGUCGUCUGCUCGCUCUGCUGCCGUCGCCCUGUGGCUCGCUGCUGUUUACAUUGGUGCAACAGAACGAAGUGCACCUCCAGCUAGCAGUGGCUCCUUUGGCAGUCUCUCCUGCUGCAGUAUGCUUGCUGUCACUGGAGGCACAGCUCUUAGGGCUGCUGCAGGCGACCCAGGUAGCAGAUCCUCCACAAGGAGCACUAACAGCAGCAACAGAAGCAGCAGCAGCGGCAGCAGCGCGUUGCUGCGCUCAAGCCCAUGGCCUGUGGGCCCUCCGGUUGGCGCUGCGGGGCCCGUUUCAGCGUCUCCUGCCAGCGCAAACUGUCCCCAAAGGCAGCAGCAAACACCGAAAACGCAUGCAGAGAGGUGGGGCUCUAGGAGACAGCGACAGCCGAGAUACACAGGGAACAAGAAGGCUCCGUGAAGACGAUGAAUUUUCUCUCGCUUCCGAUUGGGACUCCGACAGCGCCGACACACCUGCUGCAGCAGCAGCAGCAGCAGCAGUAGCUGCUGCUGCUGCUGAGCCGCCUUCCACCCAAACACCGAUCGCGGGGGGGACAGCCGAGGAAAUAGUUUCUACAGACUCCUCCAGUGAGGUGGUUACCUCGGUGGUGCUGCUGGCUGAAAUGCUGAGAGUGCUAAAGGAGAUACCUGCUUCUCUUAACCUGCUGCACGGCCCUCUUCCGCAGGCUGCAGCGACAGCCCCAGCACCUGCUACAGCAGCAACCACGACAUCAGCAACAGCAACAGUAGCAGCAACAGAAUUACCAACGGAAGCGGCAGCAGAGACGGAGACAGAGGCGGAGACAGUGCGAAGUAUCCUGCGAGCUAUUUGGGGAUUGGCGCUGCAGGGAGGUGCGGGAGGAGACAACGCAAUUGAGGUGGACUGGGGCAGCCUAUGGUCGGCGCUCUUAGAGACAGCAGAGGCCAUGAGUCUCCUGCGUUUUGUGGGGCCCAGCCAACCAGCAACAGAAGCUGCAGCAGCACAAAGCAACGGCUCAGGCUGCACAGCAAAGGGAUCGCAUGCUACGGAGACUCGCUGCAGCAGCACGUGCUGCGGAGGACUACCACCGUCUCUCUAUCAAAGGCGUCGAGUUGUUGUUGCUGCUGCCUCGAGACUGUGGUGUAUCUUUGCAGCUAUUAAGGCGGAGCGUCAGAGAAGGGAGGCGUCGCUGCUGCUGCUGCAGCACAUGCAUGCACUCAUUGCAUGCGUUCUCAAGCGCAGCGAUGCACCAAACUGCGGGGCGUUCCUCAAGACAAUGACGUCCACCAGUCAGCAGCAACGGCUGCCGCUGCUCCUUGUACAGGAACCUCUGCCUAUGAGCCAUCUGAGUACUAGAAACAGCAGCAGCAGCAGUAACCACAGCAACAGCAGCAGCAGCAGUGAGGCUUUGAGUGGGUCCCAAAGGAAAGAGGGCGGCGGCUGCAGCCCUAACUCCUCCCCGUUUUUUCAGCUGGUGACUGUAAGAGAAGACUGCAUGCUGAAGCUCCUUAUGCCGUCCUCUGUACUGGGGUUGUCUAGGGGCUCUGCUGCUGCUGCAGCAGUCAAGGCAGGGACAGCGGUGCUGGAGGCCUGCCCCCUCUGUGAGAGUGAAGGCUGCAGCAGCUCGCAGCCAUUUCGCUGUUACGUCUGCUCUGCCUACGGCCACCGCUUCCCUGCAUGUUUUCAGUGCCUCAGAUGUCUGUACACCGAAAGUGAAGGCGCAGCAGGGGCGCCUCUGCCCCGCGGUGAACGCCCGGGACUUGAGCCUGCACGGGAGGAGCCUCAAACUGCUGCCGCUGCUGCUGCUGCUGAUGCUGCUGAUGCUGCUGAUGCCAAGCAGCAUAACAUUACUUUUUUCUACUGUCUUCUCUGCGGCGCCUUUGUCUGCGGAGGGGAGUGGCCUGAGCCGCAUGCACCAGCCGGCUGUGGCCGGGGCACGCAGGACGCGGCGGUCGCCCGCGGCGGCCGCUGUUGCCCUGCCUGUCGUGGGGUUCUUCGCCUCGUCAGCAUAGUGCGAUGCUGCUCCACGGUCAGCUAG
This is a messenger RNA of Eimeria acervulina, 6063 nucleotides long. RefSeq lists its product as hypothetical. The transcript is spliced from 6 exons. Gene Ontology annotation, cellular component: nucleus. The record is from RefSeq and is a predicted model, not a curated record. Bases 1 to 6063 code for a protein of 2020 amino acids. Lineage: Eukaryota; Apicomplexa; Conoidasida; Eucoccidiorida; Eimeriidae.